Molecule: messenger RNA, 318 nt
Organism: Rotaria sp. Silwood1
Lineage: Eukaryota; Metazoa; Rotifera; Eurotatoria; Philodinida; Philodinidae
Source: the annotation of a GenBank genome assembly
AUGGCAUCUGCAUCUACACACUCCGGAAAUGCUGCAUCUCAACAAAUGUCUUUGGGCAGCUUGGCCGAUGUAACUGGUGAAUUUAAUGGUGGAUCUUACAAAAUACAUCAUCGUGAUACAAAUGCACUGCUUUCAGUAAAAUUAUCAGCUAAUACUGCAUUUUAUGCUCAACCUGGAUCGAUGGUAGCUAUGAGUCCAGAAGUCACACUCAAAGGAAAUUUUAAGUUUUCAUUCAAAAAAAUGUUCACUGGAGGUGAAAUGUCUCAAUCUACAUUUACGGGUCCUGGUGAAGUUUUGCUUGCACCACCUAUUUGGUAA